Messenger RNA from Mobula hypostoma (lesser devil ray), 1914 nucleotides. RefSeq names its product solute carrier family 19 member 1 (gene slc19a1). The coding region runs from base 414 to 1871 and encodes 485 amino acids. The transcript has 6 exons. The record is from RefSeq and is a predicted model, not a curated record. Gene Ontology annotation, biological process: folate transmembrane transport. Gene Ontology annotation, cellular component: basolateral plasma membrane; apical plasma membrane; plasma membrane. Gene Ontology annotation, molecular function: folate:monoatomic anion antiporter activity; folic acid binding. NCBI's taxonomy places the organism in Eukaryota, Metazoa, Chordata, Chondrichthyes, Myliobatiformes, Myliobatidae.
CUUGUGGGUAGGGCAGGGGACGCCAGGGUUUCGGUGGAGAGUGAAGCAAAUGUUUUUGCCAGGAGUCCCCUCGGCUGGAGGCGGGGACAAGCCCUGCUUAUAUUGGGCUGCACUUGUUCGGCAGCGCGACAGACGCUCAGGACGCUGGCUGGCUGUGUACUCGUGACAGUCGCCGGGGCAGGGAGCGGGAUCGCCGCAAAGACACUUCAUUUUGGGGACGGGGCAAGUCGCCUGAGAGCACGAGUUCAGGUCGGCCGCCCUGGGGACGGCGCUCCUGCGAGCGCAGCACCUUUGCCCCUCGAUUGCGGGAAGGGAGCGAAGGUCCCUACAAGUGAUAAAAGAGAGGGAAACAACCCCAUCCCCGUUCUGAGAGCAGCCGGGACUGGGGUCGCCUGUGAGGAUCUUGGAGCAUCAUGGACCCCGAGGUGGCAGAGAAACCGGCCGAGCCGGGCGAUUGCUGGAAAUUUUCCGUCAUGUAUCUGUGCUUUUACGGCUUCAUGAUUCAGGUUAAGCCAGCAGAGAGCUUCAUCACUCCUUACCUCCUGGGACCAGACAAGAAUUUUACCAGGGAGCAGGUCACCAAUGAGAUUACACCGGUGUUGUCGUACUCCUACAUGUCUGUGCUGGUGCCCAUCUUCCUGCUGACGGACUACCUCCGCUAUAAGCCGGUGCUCAUCCUGCAGAGCCUCAGCCACGUGGCCAUCUGGCUCCUGCUGCUCUUUGGAACCACAGUGCUUCAGAUGCAGUUCAUGGAGUUCUUCUACGGGAUCACCAUGGCCGCCCGUGUCGCCUACUCCUCGUACAUCUUCACCUUGGUCACGCCCAAGUCGUAUCAGAAGGUGGCCAGCUACUCUCGCUCCUCUGUCCAGCUGGGCGUUUUCGUCAGCUCAGUGCUGGGCCAGCUCUUCGUCACGCUGGGAAACAUGCCCUUCUGCACCAUGAACUAUAUCUCCCUGGGCUGUGUGACCUUUGCCUUCACCCUGACCCUCUUCCUCAAGCGACCCAGGCGGACCAUGUUCUUCAACAGGAAGGCCCUGGAAGCCAACGGGGCUGUCAAGUACGAGGUGGAUGGCACGCAGCCGACCUCCAUCAUGCUGGUCAGCCAGAAACCCAAGGUUCACUGCAAGUGGGACUGGCGAGAUUCGGCGCUAGUGAAGAUGAUGAUGGAGCUCAAAAAUACUGUGCGAUCUCACCGGUUGAAGUUGUGGUCCCUCUGGUGGAUUUUUAACUCUUCUGGCUAUUACCUGGUGGUCUACUAUGUACAGAUCCUCUGGGACAACAUCUAUCCAUCUAGGGAAAACAGAGGCGUCUACAACGGAGGCGUGGAUGCUGUUGCAACACUACUUAGUGCCAUUGCGUCUUUCUCUGCGGGGCAUGUGACCCUGCGCUGGUCGCUGUGGGCGGAGGUGGUGAUCUUCAUCGUCACAGCAUUACAGGCUGGACUCCUCUUCCUCAUGAACACCACCAACAAUAUCUGGGUAUGCUACAUGGGUUUCGUCCUGUUCCGGAGCAGUCACCAGUUCCUGGUUCCCAUAGCGAUUUUUCAGAUCGCUGCAUCAUUGAGCAAGGAGCUCUGUGCUCUGGUGUUUGGAAUCAACACGUUUCUCGCCACCAUAUUAAAAACCAUCAUCACCUUAAUCAUCGCUGACAAGCGUGGACUGGGACUGCACGUCCACGACCAGUUCUUCUUUUACAUUGGUUACUUCUCACUGCUCGCAAUCAUCUACCUUGGCAGAGGACUGUAUAUUUUUGGUACCUACUACCGGGAGCACAAAGCCCACAGCUCACAGAAGGCAGAGACGACUGACAGCCCAACCGCAGAGCCGAAUCAGACUGAUGACCAGCCACAAGAUGCAGCCCCAAAGGCAUGAGGAGGAAGAAGGCCAUCACGGGUUGGUGGCAGUGGGUGGGAAG